AUGCUUCCCACUCCCGACGACGACACCAGGUUCGCAGCCACCGCCUCCGACGACCUCGACUCGACUCCGCCGACUCGACUCUACCGCCUCGAUGCUGCCCCCUCCACCGCCAGGCUCGACCACACCACGACCCUGCCCGGUGCCGACGACGGUCCCAGGCUCGACACGUUGGGUCCCCACCACGCCGCCGCCUCCACCCUGCCGCCUCCACCGCCGGUCCCUUGCCUCGACAACGGCGCGUCGCCCGAGGUCUCCUCGUCAACAACCCUGGCCUCCUCACCCCAGCCUCCUCACUCGACGACGCCUCCUCACCUUUUCAUCCACCCCGCCUGCUCCUCGACAACAACAGCGCCCGCUCGACACGACGGCCUUGACGACGACACCGAGGCCUCCGCGAUGCCGCCUGCACGCUCGGUCCCGAUGACCCCAGGCGUGCAGCAGCCUUCUCGAUCCUGCCAGCUCUUCACGCUGCCGCCUGCACGCCGUCUCUACAUGCCAGGUCCCGACCACCUCACCGCCUGGGCCUUGCCUCCCCGUGCACACCACCGAGAUCGUCAACGGCGAGGCCUCGACGGCCCUGCCUCCUCGCCAACACGGCGUCGCCGCCUUCCCCUCGCCGCCUUCUCCUCGCUUCCAACGGUGGCUCCCCGAGGACGCGGUGUUGCCCGGUGUCUCGUCAUGCACAACCGCGGCCUCGUGAACCGCGGCGUCGAGGACGUGCUUAUGACGACAGCCUCGUCGCCGUCUCUACCACAUGUGGGGCCGCCAACACAGGGGUCUGGCAGGGCCCUGAUGUGGCGUCCGCCGGGCGCGGACCCCUCCUGA
Messenger RNA from Heterobasidion irregulare TC 32-1, 825 nucleotides. RefSeq lists its product as uncharacterized. Lineage: Eukaryota; Fungi; Basidiomycota; Agaricomycetes; Russulales; Bondarzewiaceae. The transcript has a single exon. The coding region runs from base 1 to 825 and encodes 274 amino acids. The record is from RefSeq and is a predicted model, not a curated record.